AUCGUGGUGACAUUUCUCCGCAAGUAUUCGUAUUGGGAACACGGAACACCAUCUUGGCGUAUUACAAAAAUUUUCAAUAUAUUUUGGUGUUGAGAAGAACAGAUACGAAAAAUUCUUGAUGGUUUCAUUAAAAAAUCAACAACUUUACGGAAACAUUGGCCAUUUAGAGUAAUAUAAAAUUGUAUAAAGUGUGCAGUGUUUGGAAGUGCAAAAAUAAAACUGCGUGUGUGACCGAGCGAGCGAGCGAUCUUUACGAGAGGAGUGCAAAUUUUUUCAUUUUUUGACAUCAUGUCCGAAUAUCUGCAAGUGGCUGAAGAUGAAGACGACGAACCAAUGGAACUACCAACGGAAGAUGAUGGUACUCUGUUGCUGUCCACACUUCAAGCACAGUAUCCGGGCACGUCCGGAUUGAAAUACAGAAAUCCAGAGACGAACGCUAUUCGCGGCAUUCGGUUGACUGAAGGCCGAUUGCAUCCACCACCCGGAGAAGACGGAUGGGGAUCGCAGGUGUAUCUGUGCGUCUUUCCGAAAGAAAAUAAGCGGAAACGAGAUGACGCUCUGGAAAACUCAACGGCCAAGACAAAGCGCAUCGAAAGUCGUUUACGUUGCACUGACCUGGUUGUUCUUGGUUUGCCGUGGAAGACAACGGAAGAAAGUCUUCGCGAAUAUUUUGAAUCGACCGGAGAUGUUAUAAUGGCACAGAUCAAGAAAGACUCGAAAACUGGCCAAUCCAAGGGCUUCGGCUUUAUUCGGUUCGGUUCGUAUGAGGGCCAAAUGAAGGCACUGUCCACCCGGCAUAUGAUCGACGGACGUUGGUGUGAAGUGAAAGUGCCCAGUUCGAAGGAGGGAAACAUACAACACCUUCCGUCAAAAGUAUUCGUCGGACGAUGCACAGAAGAUAUGACUGCCGACGACUUAAAGGAGUAUUUUUCCAAGUUUGGUGAAGUCACCGACGUUUUUAUUCCGAAGCCAUUUCGAGCAUUUAGUUUUGUGACGUUCCUCGAUCCGGAUGUGGCGCAAUCACUUUGCGGAGAAGAUCACAUCGUCAAAGGUGUGUCCGUCUUUGUGUCGAAUGCGGCUCCAAAAACGCAGGAUCGAUCAGCAUACCAUAACAACAAUGGCCAUUCAUCCUAUCAACGAGGCGGCGGUAGAAAUCAGCACAUGAGCAACCAGGACAAUAUGAUCUAUCCGCAACAGAAUCGAAACGGUGGCAGUGGUAAUGGUGGUGGUGGCGGCUAUAACAUGCAAAACCAACAGAUGCAUCCGAGCAGUGUGUGGAGCAAUCAAAAUCGCAACAAUUUGGACAUGCCGAAUCUGCAAAAUCUGGGCAUCAAUUCACAGGGACAGAAUCCACCGAAUCAAGGACAGAAUAUGAACAAUGCUCUGGGCUUGAACUUGAAUCCGUUGCCGCUGAAUCCAGCCACAUUGAAUCCGGCCAUUGUCGCAGCUGCAUUGAACCAAUGGAGUUUGAUUGGCAAUAUGCAAAAUCAGAAUCAAGAUCAGGGAGGAAAUCAACCGUGGUCUCGCCAACAGGAGGCGGAUCCAAUUCUCAGGGCCCGAGUCAGAAGCAUUAUCUUUAAGCGAAAAUUGUUUGAAUUGGAAGCAUUUUCUCAUUGUUCUCUUUUCGAUUUUUCUUUUCUAUUAUUUUUUUCGUACUCUUCUUUUGUGUAUAACGUGAACGAGAAAGGGAGGAGUGCUGUCCCUUUUGGAGAAAUUGUGCGUUGCGAGAAUAUUUUUUUUUAAUUUAAAGUGAAAAUCUCUUAAGGAGAAUGUGUUUGAAGCAUUAACAAAUUUUGUUAUAUUAAGGUAUACAUUUAAUCUUGGAUUGAGAGUAUGGUGUAUAACUACAGCAAAUGAAUAUUAUAGAUAUUUUAAAUGUGAAU
This is a messenger RNA of Bradysia coprophila, 1883 nucleotides long. RefSeq names its product TAR DNA-binding protein 43-like. The record is from RefSeq and is a predicted model, not a curated record. Lineage: Eukaryota; Metazoa; Arthropoda; Insecta; Diptera; Sciaridae. Gene Ontology annotation, molecular function: RNA binding. Gene Ontology annotation, cellular component: nucleoplasm; chromatin. Gene Ontology annotation, biological process: regulation of gene expression.